AUUUGACGGUUCACAUCAUACUCAGAUCAUCCAAGUGCAACCCGACGAGAUCUGCGCAGCAGACUCAAACAACCAAGAAAAAAUGCCAUCACAACAACCGCCCCCGCCGGGGCCGUCGCCCGCCUCCCAACAACAGCAACAACAACCCCCUCCUCCCGCUCCUCCUCCUCCUCCUGCAGCCGCCGAAGAAAGCACGCCGCCUCCCACACCCUACAACAAGUUCACGCACAACGCGGCCAUCGCCAUGGCGGUCCUCGGCCCCAUCGCGCUGCUGCUCCCGACGCGCGGCUCGGCGACCAAGUCGACGCUGCAGAACGCGCUGCUCGGCGGCGCCGCCUUCUGGGGCUUCAACCAGCUGGCCGAGGACUACACGGGCAAGUCGAUCACGGCGCGGUCGGCGGAGCGGUGGGGCGCCAUGCUGGGCGUCUCGUUCCCCUCCUUCUCCUUCUCCUCCUCCAGCAGCGGGGGCGCGGGGCAGGGAAAGGAGGAGGAGAAGGAAAAGGAAAACCAGAAGAAGAAGGAGACAGAGUCGUCGACGUCGCUAUGGCUGCCCACGGAGCGGGCGGUGCGGAACAAGGAGCUGAUGGAGGCGGAGCGGCGGCGGCGGGCCGAGGCGGAGGGCAGGCCGUACAAGGGCAAGGACACGCGCGGGCUGUGGGAGCGGCUGUGGAUGGGCGGGGAGGAGGAGGGGUGGAAGGAGAAGCGGCUGGAGGAGGAGAGGAAGGCGCUGGAGAGCGGGAAGGGGUAUGGCGGGUUGAUUAUGGACCAGGUGAGGGAGGUCUGGGGCGGGAAGGACAAGUCGGGCCGCGAGGAAGGGGACGGGAAGGGGAAAGGGGAGGGGAAGAAGGAGUAGAGCUGGGGGAGAGGAUGGCAAUGGGGACAAAAAAGCUGGGGCUAUUUUGGAAGUCGGAAGGU
Thermothielavioides terrestris NRRL 8126 is the source of this 915-nucleotide messenger RNA. RefSeq lists its product as uncharacterized. The transcript has a single exon. The record is from RefSeq and is a predicted model, not a curated record. NCBI's taxonomy places the organism in Eukaryota, Fungi, Ascomycota, Sordariomycetes, Sordariales, Chaetomiaceae. Bases 83 to 853 code for a protein of 256 amino acids.